AUGUCGCUAAAACAGGAAAUAGAGACUUGGGUCUCUGCACUCACGCAAUAUGACAAUAGCGAGUUCGAUGCUGCUUUGCAAGAGUUCGAAAAGAUUGCCGACACCUCCAAGAUCCUCUUCAACAUGGGAGUGAUUCAUGCGACUCUGGGUCAACACGAGCAAGCUGUCGAGUGUUAUCAACGAGCGAUCCGACUCGAUCAGUACCUAGCUGUCGCAUACUUCCAACAGGGUGUUUCCAACUUCUUGCUUGGCGACUUCGAAGAGGCAUUGGCCAAUUUCAACGAUACACUCCUAUAUCUCCGAGGCAACCAAGUCAUCGACUAUGCGCAGUUGGGCCUUCUCUUCAAGCUUUAUUCAUGCGAAGUCCUCUUCAACCGCGGUCUAUGCUACAUCUACCUUCAACAAACCGAAGCUGGUAUGCAGGAUUUGGCAUAUGCGGCCAAGGAGAAGGUGGUCGAGGACCAUAACGUGAUCGAUGAAGCGAUCAAGGAGAAUGCAGAGGGCUACACUGUUUUCUCUAUUCCAGUGGGCGUCGUCUACCGACCAAACGAGGCGAAAGCUGGGAAACUGGAAGUCAAGGAUGAUAGGCCAGCCGAGUCGCUGUCUUUCGCCGCUACCAACCUCGUCAAGCCUGGGCUACAGAGCAGAAGGCAACAAUCGGAGCCCCCGACCAACCGCAGCAUGUUCCCGCCGACACCGCCGCCCGAGAAUGAGAAGUCACAGAUGAGCCGCGGUGCUUCUGUCCGAAACGGCCCCAAGCCCAUGCCGGCUAAGCUCAACCUCGAUAAGGUCCGACCGAGCGAUCGUUACGAAAAGACCUCGCCGGAAGAGCCCCCAAGGCGGCCUUCUCGCGCAGCAUCGGCCACCCCAUCCCGAGGUUUCUCUCAACGCGACCAGCAGCCGCCGCCAAGAAUGAGACGGAAUCAACAGGAAGAGGAGGACAGUUACGCAGGGGAUUUAUACGAUAUGAGUCAGCGAGGCACCCCCGCCCCUCGAUACAUCCAGGAAGAGGACGAAGAGAGCGAUUAUGACGUUUCCUUUGACGAGGGCGAAUUUGAGAUGGUCUCCGGUCGUAGGCCCAGUUCCAACACGGUUCGAAGCUCCGGAGGGCGCGGUUCAUCUAGGCGGCCUGAACUUCGCACCAUCCGGGUUAAGGUCCAUGCUGGCGAUGUUCGCUACAUCAUGGUCGGAACUGCCAUUGAAUUCCCUGACUUUGAGGAGAAGAUCAGGAGCAAGUUUGGCAUUCGCCGCCGCAUCAAGAUCAAAAUCAAGGAUGACGACUCGCCAGAAGGUGAUAUGAUCACGGUGGGCGAUCAGGAUGAUCUUGACAUGCUCAUUCAAACGGUCAAGCAAAAUGCCAGGAAACAAAAAUUGGAGACUGGGAAGAUGGAGGUCUGGGUCCAGGAGAUAUAG
Molecule: messenger RNA, 1413 nt
Organism: Sordaria macrospora k-hell
Lineage: Eukaryota; Fungi; Ascomycota; Sordariomycetes; Sordariales; Sordariaceae
Source: RefSeq, a predicted model, not a curated record